AUGACUAAAGGGAUCUUGCCGGCUCUUGAUGCCAUUUUGCGUGAGGCCUCUAGCUCAGGCAAGAUUAUCAUCGGUCAGACAUUUUAUUCACAGCAGCAGCGUCCUAAGAUCAGCUCUCAUGGGGCCUUUACUACCGAAGCUCUGGAAGGAACCAUGCAGACCCUAAAAGCCACCGAGCAAGGGCUGGUGUUGUGCGUGGACUAUUCAGUUAUGGAGUUUUGCGGAGAUGGAAGCACUGUUCUGGAUCUUGUUAAGCACUUGGUGAAGCGGUUUGACACCGAUAUUCCCUUUGACAUGGAAACAACUCUAGACGAGAAGCAACGGAAAUAUUUGGAGAGUCAGCUGAAAGGCCUCUGUAUCACAGUGAAUUACCUGAAGAAGUCCUCCAAAGGGAAAGACAAUGGGACCAGAAUUCGGAAGUACAAGGUUCAAGGUUUGACAGCUGAGCCUGCGCAACUUAUCACAUUCGAGGACUUUGAUUCAGGGAAGCCCCCCCAUAAGCUUGUUGAGUAUUAUCGUGAGCAGUAUGAAGUGGAGAUUCAGUAUAAGAUGCUUCCAUGCUUGGACUUGAGCACGACAAAUGGCAGACGAAAUUAUGUCCCAAUUGAGCUCUGUACUCUUCAUCGACGGCAGAAGUAUCCCAAGGACGAUACGCUCAAGGGUUCCAAGCAGAAGCCGAGGGACAAGCCACUCGAAUCAAAUGCCCGGAAAGAUAGGAUUCUGGAUAUGGUAAAACCUCCGGAAGGGCCUUGCAGCAGUAGCAGAGGCCAGCAAUUUAACAUUACAUUGAACAGAGAGAUGACAGAAGUCACGGGUCCUAUUCUUGCUCCCCCCACCCUGGCACUCGGCUCCUCCAAUGGCCGCCGCGACUACAAUAUCAGCAGGAAAAACUGCCAGUGGAACCUCAUGAAUUGGAUGAAACUGGUAGACGGCAAAGUACUGAAGUGCUGGGGCAUUCUUGACUUAAGUGCAAUGCCAUCUCACUCUGGCCAGGAAGGGCUUCAUGGAGACAAGUUCAUUGACAAUAUCGUCGACAAGUGUGUUCACCUUGGUAUUCAGAUGCAAAGACAAGGAUGUCUUGUGCGUCGGUCAGCAAUGUCGGUGCUAUCUGAUCCGGGCAAACUACGCAAGGAGCUUAUCCAGGUGAAGAAGGAUGCGGAGGAGUGCACGCAGAAGAAGCUGCAACUCCUCUUCUGCCCGAUGUCUGAGCAGCACCGUGGGUACAAGAUACUGAAGAUGAUCUGCGAGACAGAGCUGGGGAUCCAAACCCAGUGUCUGUUGAGCGACCUCGCAAACAAAGGCAAGGGCCAGGACCAGUACUUGUCCAACCUUGCCCUCAAGAUCAACAUCAAGCUCGGGGGAAGCAACAUGCAGCUAUCUGACCAGCUUCCAAAGGUGACUGGCUCACGUUUCAUGUUCAUCGGCGCGGACGUGAACCACCCGCCUCCAGGAGACACGGAGAGUCUGUCGAUAGCAGCUGUUGUGGCGUCCAUGGAUUGCCCUAGCGCCAGCCAGGACGUGCCGAGAAUCCGUGCCCAGAAGGGCGGCACGGAGGAGAUCGUUAACCUCGGUACCAUGUGUAAGGAGCUCAUCCAAGUCUACAUGGAGAGGAACGGCGGCUUCAAGCCAGACAAGAUUAUUUACUUCCGCGAUGGCGUGAGCGACGAGCAGUUCAAGAUGGUCCUUGACAAGGAGCUAGUGUCGACGAAGAAGGGUAUCUGCGAGGACGGCUACACGCCUACGAUCACAGUGAUCGUAGCCAAGAAGCGGCACCGCACGCGACUGUUCCCCAACGACAGAAAGGAGCUGCGGACGGAUAACGGCAAUGUGCUCCCUGGCACGGUCGUCGACACCGUCGUGGUCGACGAGCGACCUAAAGACUUCUUCCUGUGCAUCCACGACGGGCUGCACGGGACGAGCCGGCCGACGCACUACUACAUUCUGAAGAACGGGCACGACUUCGAGCCCGUGGACCUGCACAAGCUGGUGUACAGCAUGUGCUUCGUGUUCGCUCGCUGCACCAAGCCAGUGUCGCUGACGGCGCCCAUCAAGUACGCCGACAACGCGGCCUACCGCGGCAGGGACUACUAUGACAGCAGGAUGGUGUCCCAGCAGUUCCAGGUCCAGGAGCCCGGGCCAUCAUCGUCGGCCUCCUUCCCCGCGGGUGCUCCCCUGUUCUUGGAUAUGCCCGAGGUGCACCCGGAUCUCAAGGACAGCAUGUUCUUCAUCUGA
Messenger RNA from Triticum turgidum subsp. durum (durum wheat), 2232 nucleotides. Lineage: Eukaryota; Viridiplantae; Streptophyta; Magnoliopsida; Poales; Poaceae. The record is from the annotation of a GenBank genome assembly.